AUGGAUUCGGCGAAAUCAGCUGCAGCGUCUCGAUAUCUACACACCAGAUGCUAUUCCGGUCAAGCAGACAAUGCCUCAUCAGGCAUUUUGUCAUCAGGCACUGGCUCGGUAGCAGGCAUUGGUUCGGCAGCACAAAAUGGCUCGGCAGCAGGCGACGCAGCAGGCGAUGGAUCAGGCGACGGACUGAAGGGUUUGAACGAGGAGCAGCGAGCAGCGGUGGUGGCAUCGCCACACGGCUGCGUGCGCGUGGUGGCUGGUCCUGGAUCCGGCAAGACCCGCGUGCUCACACACAGGUGUAUCACCUUCACCAACAGAGCAGCCAAUGAGCUUGUGACACGUCUCCAGGACCUCCUGUCUCCCGAGGCUGCUGCAGCUGUCCAUGUGGGGACCUUUCACGGCAUUGCAGCUCGCAUUCUCAGGCACGAGAUGCUUCCCUCUCUUCGCAACCGAAGAUGCUACAGGGACUACACCAUAUAUGACGAGGAUGAUUCACUGCGAGUGAUAAAGGAGAUUGAUAAGCAGGAGAAAGAAAGACUCGCUAAGAUCAGCCCAUAUCAGCCAGGGAAAUCCAAUUCAGCAGCAGCAGGAGGAGCAGCAGCAGGAGCCAAUCCGGACGGCCUAUACGAGGCCAUGUCACAUCUCUCUCUCCAAUCAGGCGACGCCACGUCAGCAGCACAGGCAGCAGUGGCAGAAGUGCUGGGGGAUAGAGGGGGUGGGGGAGCGGGAGGAGAUGGGGUAGACGGGGAUAAGGAGGGAAACCGGUUGAAAAAUAUAAGGGAUGCGGUGUUGAGGUAUAAGGAGGGGGGGAUGAAAGAGGACAUGAGGGGGAGAGUGGGGGAGAGGAGGAGAGGGAGGUUCGAAGGGGAGUUGAGCAUAGGAGGCUCCAUUCCCAGAUACGCGAAGCUGUACGAGGACGAGCUGAGGCGGAGCAACGCGUUGGAAUUUGACGACCUCACACACUUCCUCCUCGACCUCUUCCACACCCAGCCCCACGUGCUCAAGAAAUACCAAGAGCGCUUUCAGCAUGUGUUGGUGGACGAGUUUCAGGACACGGAUUCGUUCCAGUACGAGAUAGUGCGGCUACUGACACUCAACUCCAAGUGCCUGUUCGUUGUGGGGGACAUUGACCAGUGCAUCUACUCCUGGCGUGGAGCAGAGUACCACUACCUGCAGCGGCUUUUAGACGAGGACUUUGAUGACGUCACCACGCUGCAGCUUCGCAGCAACUACCGGUCAUCCCAGAGCAUCCUGCAGGCAGCAAACCGCGUGAUUCAGGGCUGCUCCUUUCCCCACGUGUCGGCCAAACUCCCCCACACUCCCACCCCCACUCCUCCACACCCGCCAGCUUCGCAGCAACUACCGGUCAUCCCAGAGCAUCCUGCAGGCAGCAAAUCGAGUGAUUCAGGGCGGACCCAGGGACAGGCGCGUUGGGGGAGGCACCCUGGAGCUCAAACCAACCAAGGCCAUCCGGUGUUCUUCUCCUUCUUCCCCUCGUGCGCCAGUGAAGCCGCAACAAUUGCUGAGGAGAUAGAGAGUCUGGUCGACCCCGCUGAGCUGUCCCCCUGGCGGGGGCAAGCAGGCGCGAGGGGGGGCGCGGGGGGAUGGGCGAGGGGAGGGGCGGGGGCAGGGGGAAGGGCAUGGGCGGGGGGAGGGGCGAGGGAGGGGGCAAUGGGACGGGCGAGGGCAGGGGAGGGCGGAGGGGCGAGGGGAGGGGGAAUGGGAGGGGAGAUGGAAGGGGAGGUGGGAGGGGAGGGAGCAGGGGCGAGUGGGGGCUAUGCAUGGAGGGACUUUUGUGUGCUGUACCGCACACACGCUCAGGCCGUGCAGCUGCAACAGGGGCUGGCGGACCUCGCAAUUCCAUGCAUUGUCGUGGGCGGGAGCACUCUGUUCCAGAGGAAGGUGGGUUGCUGCUUUGAUGUGCCUCGUGUUGCCUGGGGGCCAAGGCAUCUCAGCCAAACAACGCUCCAGCAGGGGCUGGCGGACCUCGCCAUCCCAUGCAUCGUUGUGGGAGGGAGCACGCUGUUUCAGAGGAAGGUGGGUGCUGCCCCCUCGUUUCCGAAGGACCAAGUCAUGGGCCAUCGACAAGCCAAGUCACUGGUGCAGCAGUGGUUCGGACCAUUGACACUCCCUUUCUCCCUCAUUACUUGUCCUCCCCUCUGUACCUCUCUGCACCUCUCUUUCUUCCUCAUCACUCCCGUCCUCUCUACCUCCACCUUGCCUCCCUUGCACCAUGCAGGCCUGGGGGCGAAGUCAUGGGCGACAGUGCAGCAGUGGGCUCAGGGCCUCGACUCCCCCGCGGGCACUGCAAUCCUGGAACUAGCACUGGGCAAGCAUGCAGACAACCCUCCUUCCAUCUCCAAAAAGGCCAGGGAAAAUCUCCUCAGCUUCGCACACCUCAUUCUCUCCUUCCGUACUGCUGUAGGCACAGUUGAUGGCGACAACUCAAGUCUGAGUGCUUCGAGUCUCAGUGAUUCAAGCCUUGAUAAAUCAAGUCCCGGUGAUUCGAGUCUUGGUGAUUCGGGGCUAAGUGGGAGCAGUGGUGUGACCGAAGGGCUGCCUCAUGCGGGAGGGCUGCUGAGGACUAUAGUGGAUGUGCUCGGGUUGAAGCAGGAAUACAGCCCGGCAGCAGCAGCGGCAGCAGCAGCAAAGAGCCGGUCCCCCAACCCUGCUGCGUUGAGGCAGCGGCAUGAGGAGGAGUUGAAGCGAGCUCUUGACCAAAUGGAACGAUUGCAGGACUUGGCGAACAGGUUCGGCCCAACCUGUGGGGUUGGUAUGGAGGGAGUGCGGAACUUUCUGGAGCAGAUUGCACUACUUUCAGGGGAGAUGCACGAGUCUGGGGGCAAGGAGGGACAGCUGUCAGCCAACGCUGUGCGGCUGAUGACCAUCCACAAGGCCAAGGGGCUGGAGUUCCCUGUGGUGUUCCUGACAGGCCUGGAGAAUCGAAUCUUGCCGCUGAUUCAGUAUAGGAGGCGUGAGGAGGAGAGGCCUGGGUGGGAGAGGGUUACUAUAGGGACGGGGGGUACUUGA
Molecule: messenger RNA, 3027 nt
Organism: Closterium sp. Naga37s-1
Lineage: Eukaryota; Viridiplantae; Streptophyta; Zygnematophyceae; Desmidiales; Closteriaceae
Source: the annotation of a GenBank genome assembly